UUAUUAUAAAAAUAAUUUAAGAGCAGUAAACAUCAGAUAAUUAAAGAGAACAUGGCUGUAAUGAGUGAAGUUGCUAGUGCCCGAAGCUAGCUAGAAAUCUAGAAUACACCAUGACAUAUGGCGAAUGGAUGGUAUGGGAUGAUGAUGUGAUGAAUUUCCUCGAAAAAGAGAGAGAUCUCCUCCCAUUAUCGCAAUCCUUUUCUCACUAAUUGGUCGACAUAACACUUGCUCGGCCUUGUUUUUUUUAUUCGAAAGCUACAUACUUCUCUAAUGAACUACUUGUGUUAUAUAGAAAGAGGUUAUUGUCCUAUCGUUCGAGUGUUCUAUCUUUAUGCAAAAUUAUACCAAAAACUUCAUCAUAGAGCUAUAUAUAUUUGUCCAUACUAUCCAUAUUACAAAAAGAUCGGAGUAUCGUUAUUUUGUAUUUUUAGUUAAAUACUCAAAUGUACGAAUAUUUGAAAGGUUUUUGUCUUUAACAUAUACUAACAUGUAUAUAUAUAUGUUGUGAGAACGAACAAUGAUAAUAGUAGUCGGGAGCAAUUAAACUAGAAUUUGAGUUAGUUAUUUUUUUCUAAAAUAGUUAGAAAAAAUGAGUGGAAUCAUAAAUCUAUUAGUGAUGGCUUCAAUGCCAAUAGCAAAGGUGCUAUUACUUGCGGCCAUUGGUUCCUUUCUUGGUUUAGACCGUGUUAAUAUCUUGGGUGAAGAUGCUCGUCACCAUUUGAACCAAGUUGUGUUUUAUGUAUUCAAUCCGGCACUUCUUGCUAGCACCUUGGCAAAGACAAUAACCUUUGAAAGCUUUCUUACAUUGUGGUUUAUGCCAGUGAACAUCUUUAUUACAUACCUUAUUGGCUCAAUACUUGGGUGGGUACUUAUCAAAGUUACAAAAGCUCCAAGGCAUCUCAAGGGCCUUAUUAUAGGAGCAUGUUCAGCGGGUAACUUGGGGAAACUUCCCCUCAUCAUCGUCCCAGCAAUGUGUAGAGAAAAAGGCAGCCCCUUUGGAGAUGUUGAUGUUUGCCAAUCAUAUGGUUUGGCAUACGCUUCACUUUCUAUGGCGCUCGGAAAUUUUUACAUAUGGUCAUACACUUACAACAUCAUCCGAAUAUCUUCAAGGGAGAUUGUAGAUGUAGAUGCAAAUCACUCUGAAGUUGGAGAUGAAACAUAUGGGAAGAACACAGAAUUCUUACUUAAACCUGCUGAUUAUUCUCUAAUGACUCCUAACAACAAGAUUCCAAUGUCAUUAAAGUUUCAGCAAAUGUUAUCCACAUUCUCAGGAAAGAUCAAUCUCAAGCCAUUGUUUUCACCUUCUACUAUUGGUGUGAUAGUUGGAUUUAUGAUUGGUUUAAUUCCUCCACUGCGAAAGUUGCUGAUUGGUAAUGAUGCACCACUCCAUGUCAUUGAAGAUUCAGCCUAUUUGCUUGGGGAUGCAGCAAUCCCAACCAUCACGUUAAUCCUCGGAGCAAACCUGCUUCUAGGUUUGAAGGGAUCCAUAAUUCAGUUUAGAAUUGUAAUUGGCAUAGUAGCCAUACGUUACAUUUUACUUCCCCUACUCGGCAUUCUUAUAAUCAGGGGAGCUAUUCGCGGUGGUAUUUUAAAAUGUGACCCAUUAUUUCAGUUUAUUUUGCUACUUCAAUAUGCAGUCCCGCCUGCAAUGAACAUAAGCACAAUGACUGAGCUAUUUGGAAAUGGUCAAAGUGAAUAUUCGGUGAUAUUGUUGUGGACGUAUGGUCUAGCUGCGGUUGCACUCACUCUUUGGUCCACUAUCUUUUUGUGGCUUGUGGCUUCUUAGUUACUCUUCAUUUUGAACUACUUUCCCGCUCACUAAUCACAUAUAGUACUACAACUCUACGGUUCGCAUGUGAGAGGGGCAGAGGGCACUUAGAAGAUCGAAGUCCCUUACAAGUAGGGGCGAAAUUGAAGAUCCCUCUAACAAGUCCUGAAAGGGAGAGCGUUGACCAUUCGGCCAGCUUUUGGUUCUUUCUUUUACAAGUAAAAUGUAUACUAUCAAAUGCUAUACUUUUAGUGUAAUAUACAGAUGAAUUAUACACGUACAAGAGUACUCUGCAAAUAUAGUGCAAUGAAGUAAAUUUGUAUCUUCAAGUUUUAUAGAGAUGUAUCUAGACUAAAUGCUAGCUACCUAGUUGGUUUUGUCUGUUGUAUUCAAGAUUUAGGAUUAAAUUUCAUUGUAUUAUUUGUUGUUUGUGACUUUACGCACACACAUACUGAACCAAUUCUUUUGUGUGAAAUUAAUACUCCCCAUG
Chenopodium quinoa (quinoa) is the source of this 2258-nucleotide messenger RNA. Its product is annotated as protein PIN-LIKES 3-like. Bases 590 to 1786 code for a protein of 398 amino acids. Gene Ontology annotation, biological process: endoplasmic reticulum to cytosol auxin transport. The record is from RefSeq and is a predicted model, not a curated record. Lineage: Eukaryota; Viridiplantae; Streptophyta; Magnoliopsida; Caryophyllales; Amaranthaceae. Gene Ontology annotation, cellular component: membrane. The transcript has 10 exons.